AAAAUUACUAGGUGCAAAUCUUUAGAUGUGGUAGAAGCUAAUAUGAUUACAAAUUUUGAAACUCUUCUAGGUAUCUUAUCUUUUUUUGUAAUUUUGAGAUUUCCUUUGAUAAUCCUUCCAUUUCCUGUAAUUUUCUUUUUAGCGUUCUUAUUAAUUUGAGUUUUGCAUUCUCAAUAUCAAUAUCCAAGUCUUCAUUGGCGGCACUAGCAUUGGUAGUAGUAUUGCUGUUGCUAUUGGUAUCGGUAGUAGUAUUGCUGUUGCUGUUGGUAGUAGCAUUGCUGUUGAUAUUGGCAUUGGUAGUACUGGUAUUGGGAUUAGCUAUGAAUGCUUCAUUUUGAUCGCAACGGCAACGGCAAAACACUGUUUUUUAGUGGACUUUCUAAAAUAAAAUUAAUUUUACUCCUAAAUUUUAAAAUCAACAUGGAUCACAAUACUACAAUGGCUGCACUUCAAUGGUUCAUCCAAAGAAAGAGACAAAACGAUGCUUUGUUUGAUUUAUUGUUGGAGCUUGAUGAAGAAGAGGAUACCAAUGUCUCCAAGAAGCGACAACGUAAAAGAAACAAGGAGAACUUUCGUCAUCUCGGAGAAGAGAAUCUUCAACGACAUUACUUUCGCGAAGAUCCCGUCGAAGAUGAAGCUACAUUUCGACGCAGAUUCAGAAUGAGUCGUAGAUUGUACGAAAGAGUCAAGGAGUGUGAUGUUUGGGUUGUGAAUGAAGAUAUAAUAGAAGAUAGAAAGAAAACAAAGAAAUACAGUGAGACUGUUCAGUACUUCUUUAUUUCAAAAACAAUUUAAUUGUUGUCUAAAAUAUAUCUUUUUCAGGUUGUCUUUUAUACUACCUGAUUUAUUGACUAAUUGUGACUAUUGUAUAUUAAUUACUUAAUACUUUGACAGCGCGUACCUGGGAAUUGGUUAUGCAAAUUCUCCUUUAAUCCUCCUGGUUAUCUAAAAGGUACAAUUAUGGUUUCCUUUUUGUAAAUAUCCAUAUUAUCCCAGUUAUCGUUAUUUACUGUCAUUAUACAGUGCUUGCUUUAUAUUUAUAAUGUAUAGUGCUAUAAGUGAUUAUUCAUUUAUAUGAUGAAAGACUAUUUAUUAUAUUUUGUAUUGAAAGUGCUCAGAUCACCACAAGGAGGCAGUUAUGCAACACGACUCUUUUUUUGUGCAAUCUCGCGAUAGGGCUCAAAAACUUGGUUAUUCAACUAACCAAA
Gilbertella persicaria is the source of this 1208-nucleotide messenger RNA. RefSeq lists its product as uncharacterized. The coding region runs from base 325 to 795 and encodes 156 amino acids. The transcript has a single exon. NCBI's taxonomy places the organism in Eukaryota, Fungi, Mucoromycota, Mucoromycetes, Mucorales, Choanephoraceae. The record is from RefSeq and is a predicted model, not a curated record.